AGAGAACCUAGCGGUUACGCUAACGUGCGCGUGCGCCCUUGUGCACCUCUCGCUUCCCACUCUGGUUUGACCUACAGCCGCCCGGGAGAAGAUGGCCGCCCCAACAGUGCCCGGGCUCUCCCGGCAGGUGCGAUACUUCAGUACAUCUGUGGUCAGACCAUUUGCCAAGCUUGUGAGGCCUCCUGUUCAGGUAUACGGUGUUGAAGGUCGCUAUGCCACGGCUCUUUAUUCUGCUGCAUCAAAACAGAAAAAGCUGGAGCAAGUAGAAAAGGAGUUGUUGAGAGUAGCACAAAUCCUGAAGGAACCCAAAGUGGCUGCUUCUGUUUUGAAUCCCUAUGUGAAGCAUUCCGUUAAAGUGAAAAGCCUAAGUGACAUCGUAGCAAAAGAGAGGUUCUCUCCCCUCACGACCAACCUGAUCAAUUUGCUUGCUGAAAAUGGUCGCUUAAACAAUACCCAAGGAAUUGUUUCUGCCUUUUCUACCAUGAUGAGUGUCCACCGCGGAGAGGUGCCUUGCACAGUGACCACUGCAUCUCCUUUAGAAGAAGCCACACUCUCUGAAUUAAAAACAGUCCUGAAGAGCUUCCUAAGUCAAGGCCAGAUACUGAAAUUGGAGGUUAAGACUGAUCCGUCAAUCAUGGGUGGAAUGAUUGUGCGCAUUGGAGAGAAAUAUGUUGACAUGUCUGCCAAGACCAAGAUUCAGAAGCUGAGCAAGGCUAUGCGGGAGGUUAUCUGAAAGUGGUGUUCUUCUGCCAUCAGUGAAAAUUCUUAAACUUGGAGCAACAAUAAAAAGCUUCCAGAACAGA
Saimiri boliviensis boliviensis (Bolivian squirrel monkey) is the source of this 803-nucleotide messenger RNA. RefSeq names its product ATP synthase peripheral stalk subunit OSCP (gene ATP5PO). Lineage: Eukaryota; Metazoa; Chordata; Mammalia; Primates; Cebidae. Gene Ontology annotation, biological process: proton motive force-driven ATP synthesis. The record is from RefSeq and is a predicted model, not a curated record. Gene Ontology annotation, cellular component: membrane. Gene Ontology annotation, molecular function: proton-transporting ATP synthase activity, rotational mechanism.